AACAAAAACAUGUCAACGUGUUACAACACAGAACCACACACACACACAGAUACUUCAUACUUCCCAAAGCCCGCGGCUGCUCCCCCACGCGCCUAUAGAUACGUAUUUUUUUCGUUUUUGGAAACCAAAACUUCUCUUCAUUCUCUCCACAUUCCAUUCGUUGAACCUUCUUCGUCUUCCUCUUUCCUUUUUUCGAUAUGAUCUGACUCCAAAGCACGAAUCAAACCCUACACAAGCCACUAUAUAUACACACACCAAGACAAGAUAGAUAGAGACACAACAAUGAAACCGAUUCAUCAAUCCCCUCCUUCCCCGAUGAAGAACCGCUUCCGUAACAAACGUCCCGACCUCUGCAUCCCUCUCCCGAACCGCGACGUAGCCCUCGCUGUUCCUCUCCCCCUCCCUCCUCCUCCCUCCACAACCUCCUCCUUGCCCACGUCAGCCGUCUCCACCAACGUCUCCGCGGCGAAAUGCCUGUCAGAGCUAGAACGCGUGAACCGCAUCGGGAGCGGCGCGGGAGGGACGGUGUACAAAGUGAUACACCGUCCCACCUCCAAGCCCUUCGCCCUCAAGGUCAUCUACGGCAACCACGAGGAGAACGUGAGGCGGCAGAUCUGCCGCGAGAUCGAGAUCCUCCGCAGCGUCGACCACGCCAACGUGGUGAAAUGCCACGAUAUGUUCGAUCACAACGGGGAGAUCCAGGUCUUGCUCGAGUUCAUGGACGGAGGGUGUCUCGAGGGAAGGCACGUGUCGCGUGAAGAGGAGCUCUCCGAUAUGUCUCGGCAGAUUCUCGACGGGUUGGCUUAUCUCCACCGCCACCACAUCGUCCACCGCGACAUCAAGCCGUCGAACCUUUUGAUCGACUCGGGGAAGAGAGUUAAGAUCGCUGAUUUUGGUGUGAGUAGGAUCUUGGCGCAGACCAUGGAUCCUUGUAACUCCUCGGUUGGUACCAUUGCGUACAUGAGCCCCGAGAGGAUUAAUACUGAUUUAAAUCAUGGGCGUUACAACGGUUACGCUGGAGAUGUGUGGAGUCUUGGUGUUAGCAUUUUGGAGUUUUACUUGGGGAGGUUUCCUUUCGCUGUGAGUAGACAAGGUGACUGGGCGAGUCUGAUGUGCGCCAUUUGUAUGUCUCAGCCUCCGGAGGCUCCGGCCACUGCGUCUGAGGAGUUUCGUCACUUUGUGUCGUGUUGUUUGCAGAGUGAUCCUCCGAAGAGGUGGUCUGCGCAACAGCUUUUGCAGCAUCCUUUCAUUCUCAAAUCAUCCAGAGCUCCGAAUAUCUGACAAAUAUUGUCGCUGCGCCGCCGGCUUCUUCUCCUGCGUCUUAGUUUUUGCUUUCCCGUUUGUUACGUGAGUUUUGCGGUGAUUGUGAUUAGGGUUAAGAUUUGUCAGGGAAGAGGCACAGUUUUGAAUCUUGUCAUGAAUGAAGAUUGAGUUUUUGGCUUGUAGCAGCCUUUUUGUUAUUAUCAUUGUUUCACAUCUUUUCAUUUGUUUUAAAUUAUCAUUAAUAAAGCUUCUUAUAUCAA
Raphanus sativus (radish) is the source of this 1523-nucleotide messenger RNA. RefSeq names its product mitogen-activated protein kinase kinase 5-like. The transcript has a single exon. Gene Ontology annotation, biological process: protein phosphorylation. Gene Ontology annotation, cellular component: cytoplasm. Gene Ontology annotation, molecular function: protein serine/threonine kinase activity; ATP binding. NCBI's taxonomy places the organism in Eukaryota, Viridiplantae, Streptophyta, Magnoliopsida, Brassicales, Brassicaceae. The record is from RefSeq and is a predicted model, not a curated record. The coding region runs from base 283 to 1281 and encodes 332 amino acids.